ACAACAUAAAGCCUGAGUUUAAUUGCAAGAGUUCGAUGAAUCUGAUUAUGCAAUAAACCAAUCUGGCAUUUAUGUCGCUGUUGAAUCUCACUUCGUCUUCUUCAUCAUCUAUCCAUGUCCUUUUCCUUCAAUCUCUCUCCUUCCUUCCUCCCCCUUAUCCUCUCUAAUCAGUUCUCUCUCUCUCUCUAUAUUCACUGUUCAUCUGCUCUCUCUAUGAAUCUGUCUCCUUUGAUCUGUUUUCCUGAACGCCAGCAACGAUUGAACCGUUGAAUCAGGUCUCUGUUUAUAGAUUCCGGGUUUUGUGUCGGAAAAUGAGAUCUGGGUCGGAGGAUAAGGGGAUAUGUUACGGAUUAGGACCGGCGGCGCCGGCGAUUUCCAACGGUAGCGGAGGAGCUAUCAGCUUCGAGUUUCACAAGACGGGUUCGAACCGGACACCGAACCACCACCGGUCGGCGAUGGGGAAACCGACGCCGUCGAAAUGGGACGACGCUCAGAAAUGGCUCUCCGGCGUAGGCUUAACCCACAAGAGCCAUUACUCGAAGAGUGGCACCAAACCCAGAAACUCCAACGCCGAUGACCGGAGGCUCAUCGCCUCCGCCUCACAGAGAGAGCGAGAAGCGGCGGCGGAGGAGGAGGAAGAAGACGAAGACGGCGACUGUGGGCCGAGCGGACCGCCGGAGGUGCAGACGAAGAAGGUAGAUUCAGAGGAAACGGGUCCGAUUUGGAGGAUCAGUAAGAAACCGCCGGAGAAUAUUCCGGCGACGGAGAUUCGAUCGGUCUGUGUAAGGGAUAUGGGGACAGAGAUGACGCCGAUCGGGAGCCAAGAGCCGUCGAGAACGACGACGCCGGUCCGAAACACGACGCCGGUGGCGCGAAGCCCUGUCUCAUCGCCGGCGAGGGUCAUCGAGCCGGCUCCGGCGGCAGAGACGAAGAGGCAAGUGGCCAGCAACGUAAGCGAUGGCAGGGUGGGGAAGUCGAUGAAUGAUUUGGAAGCUCGAGCCAUGGCGUGGGACGAAGCCGAACGGGCCAAGUUCAUGGCAAGGUAUAAGAGGGAGGAGGUGAAGAUCCAAGCAUGGGAGAAUCACCAGAAGAGGAAAGCCGAGAUGGAGAUGAAAAAAAUGGAGGUGAAGGCGGAGAGGAUGAAGGCGAGGGCAGAGGAGAAGCUGGCGAAUAAGAUGGCGGCGACAAGGCGGAUAGCGGAAGAGAGGCGGGCGAACGCGGAGGCAAAGCUAAACGAAAAGGCGGUAAGGACGUCGGAGAGGGCAGACUAUAUAAGGAGGACAGGCCAUUUGCCAUGUUCCCUCUCCUUCAAACUCCCUUCUCUUUGUUGGUAGGAGGCCCUCCUUCUUCUCUUUGUAGUUUCACUUUCACCUUCUUUCAUAUUUUUUUUCUUUACAAACAAAUUUUUUUUCCAUGUAUUUCUACAUUUGUUUAAGGAUUAUUACUAAGCAAUAGUUUGUUCAAAAUCAUA
This is a messenger RNA of Tarenaya hassleriana, 1471 nucleotides long. Its product is annotated as MAP7 domain-containing protein 1-like. The transcript is spliced from 3 exons. Bases 312 to 1334 code for a protein of 340 amino acids. The record is from RefSeq and is a predicted model, not a curated record. Lineage: Eukaryota; Viridiplantae; Streptophyta; Magnoliopsida; Brassicales; Cleomaceae.